This is a messenger RNA of Penicillium bovifimosum, 660 nucleotides long. RefSeq names its product Mpv17/PMP22 family protein. Lineage: Eukaryota; Fungi; Ascomycota; Eurotiomycetes; Eurotiales; Aspergillaceae. The record is from RefSeq and is a predicted model, not a curated record. Gene Ontology annotation, cellular component: cytoplasm; membrane. The coding region runs from base 1 to 660 and encodes 219 amino acids. The transcript has 3 exons.
AUGCCCUCGCCCCUAUUAGCGACAUUCGUACAAGCCACCGCGCUGAACGCCAUCUCCAACGUCCUGGCGCAGCUAAUCGACCAACGCAACAACAAAACACCAUUCAUCCUAAACACUCCAGCCCUCCUCCAAUUCCUAAUUUACGGGAUAAUAAUAGUCCCCCCAAAUUUCUACUGGCAACGCUUCCUAGAAGCGCGCUAUCCAGGCUUCCCCACGCGUUCCGAGGUUUCUGCUGCCUUCAGUGCACAGAAUCUACUCUCCUUUUUCUCUCCACGCUCAUGGCUAGCCUUCUUUUCAAAAGCUCAGACAGAGUCUUUACCCAGCCACAAGGAUAAAGAGAAGACGCCGCUGUGGAAGCCUAGAGAGCGGACGGGGCUGCGCAGCUUCUUGAUGAAGUUCUUUUUUGAUCAGACUGUUGCUUCGGUUGUCAAUCUUGUUUUGUUUGUUGUUAUUAUCAAUUUGCUUAAGGGGGAGACGGUUGGCAGGUCGUGGGAGUUGGUUAUUGAGGACUUUCGGCCUAUUAUGAGUGCUCGUCUCAAGUAUCGGCCUGUUGUGUCGGUCUUGAUGUACACGGUUAUUCCGGUGGAUCGGAGGGUGGUGUUUGGGAGUGCUUGUGGGGUUAUCUGGGGGGUGUAUUUGAGUCUUUAUGCUGGUGUAUAG